This is a messenger RNA of Phytophthora infestans T30-4, 1954 nucleotides long. RefSeq lists its product as uncharacterized. The coding region runs from base 8 to 1900 and encodes 630 amino acids. The record is from RefSeq and is a predicted model, not a curated record. Gene Ontology annotation, cellular component: membrane. The transcript has a single exon. NCBI's taxonomy places the organism in Eukaryota, Oomycota, Peronosporomycetes, Peronosporales, Peronosporaceae. Gene Ontology annotation, molecular function: phosphatidylinositol bisphosphate binding.
ACGAUUCAUGAGUUACUCGUAUGGUGGCGGGGGCUACGGCGGCGGGGGCUAUGGCCAGGGUCCUUCCAACUUUUCUGGUGAUGUAGGGGCCUACGCAGCCCAAGUGCAGCAUGGCCAGCACUUCGGCCACCACCCUACGCCCCUCCAGGCUGUGGCCCUCCCCGACGUCUUCACCGAAGCCGAGAUGGCCCGCACAUUACGACGCAACAAUGGGGACGUGAUGCGUGCGGCCCUACAACUCAAACAAAAGCACGCGUUCCGGACGGAAAUGCACUACCAGGAACUCAACGUGGGACUCCCCACUCUACAAGAAGAACUACGCAAAGGCUACGCGCAUUUACUGGACGGGGCUGCGGACUCAGAGCGCUGUCCCGUGUUAUUACUGCAGCUCCAGCACUUCAAACCAGGAUUCGGAGAUGGUCAUAAGCUGCAGCGUCAAGGCCGCGGAGCGGCCGACGGGUCGGCCGUCAGCUCUCUAGAAGAUGCACGCAGACUAUGCGUGUACCUCAUGGACUUGGCCGUCGAGCUCAUGGAAGAACGAACCGCCCCGGGCAUCGUGUUUAUUGUAGACGUGGCCAACUGCACACUGGCCAACCUGGAGGCCAAGAUGGUCACAGAUAUAUUACAAGUCUGUAAGAACUGGUACCCAGAAGUGGUCAAGCGGAUUUUAGUAGUCAACAGCUCGGCCUUUACCAAAGUGUUGACAAUGUUACUGGCCAAGUUACUAGGAGCGCGUACCCAGCAGAGAAUCCGAGUCAUGGGAGAUCCACGAGAACUUAACAUGAUGCUGCCUCCUCCGGCCAUUCCUCAAUGUUACGGAGGAAGUUACCAAAUGAUACAUCCCAAUAUGUGGAUGAAGAAGCAGGCCGAGCUGGAAGACGUCGAUCUCGAUGCGGCCUACAGUGUCCAUGAUGAGGCCGAGGAAGAAGACAAAGGAUACGGCCUGGAAGAGCGUGAAGUGGACCCCAACGAGAGUCUGAACGGCAUGCAGUACGCCAAUGUGAGUGCUGUGAAUGCCGCUGAGAUGCCUAAUAGCGUUCUGCGGGGCCCUUUAAUGAGGAAGAAGAUGGACGGCGUGUGGGGCAAACACUUCGCAUUGUUACGGCCCGAAGCCGUGCUGUUGUACGAGAAUGUUACCGGUGUACGGCCACUUAUUAUCAUUCCGGUAAACUACGAGGUGCGUGUGGUGGCCGCGCCAUUUCCGGAUAAACCCAAGAGCUGCGGGUUCCGAAUCGAGGUCCCUGGAGUUGUCGGUGGCCAUGAACUAGUCGCUACGAGUGAACAAGAGCGUGGGAAUUGGCUGCAAGAAUUGCAGUGGGCCAUCGACAAUAACAAGGAAAAACUGGAACGUCGAGAAGAACGAGAAGAACGUCGAGCCAAGAUUCAUCGCGACUUUGAUGCGCUCGAUAUGAUCAACUUUGACGUCGAUCUACCGGCGCCUCAACCUGUUAAAAGUGAUAUUGGAACCUCUGCAGUGAUGCAACAACAGGUGCGAUCUCCUCAGCCUGUUGGAAUGCCAAUGCCCGUCCCCAUGUCAAGGAAUACAAGCACGAUGGGGAUGAUGCAACCGAUGUCGAUGGCCAUGUCGCCUCAGUCGAUGUCUAUGGGGAUGCAGUCUCAGCCGAUGAGCUUCGGAGCACAGCAACCGAUGAGUAUGGGAGGCCAGCAACAGAUGAUGCAGCAGAUGGGCUAUGGAAUGCAACAACCGAUGGGGAUGCAACAAGGAAUGAUGAACAUGCAGCCUUUGAUGGGGAUGCAACCGAUGCAAAUGGGGAUGCAACAACGACCAAUGCAAAUGCCGAUGACUGGGCAGCACGGAAUGAAUGUGCCUACACCGUCGGGCUACCAACUUAACUCGAAGUCACUCCAGGAACAGCUACUUAAUAAUUUUCGUGGCUAGAUGUGAUGAAGGUGCGAGUCGAGUGGAGAAGGCAAUAAAAUAUAUGAGCUCUUU